ACUGCACACUGUUCCCUCUCUUAGAACUAGCAUGUUGGGUGUUAUGUAGUCAAAGGAGGGCAUUAUGAGCUGUACCCCAGGGACUUCCUGAUCCUCUUACAUGUAUAAAUAGCAAGACCGGGCCAGGAACAGCAAGCAGUCUGAAGGCCAGCUGGGUCUGCCCACUAAGAAGAUGAAGCCUUUUCAUACUGCCCUCUCCUUCCUCAUUCUUACAACUGCUCUUGGAAUCUGGGCCCAGAUCACACAUGCAACAGAGACAAAAGAAGUCCAGAGCAGUCUGAAGGCACAGCAAGGGCUUGAAAUUGAAAUGUUUCACAUGGGCUUUCAAGACUCUUCAGAUUGCUGCCUGUCCUAUAACUCACGGAUUCAGUGUUCAAGAUUUAUAGGUUAUUUUCCCACCAGUGGUGGGUGUACCAGGCCGGGCAUCAUCUUUAUCAGCAAGAGGGGGUUCCAGGUCUGUGCCAACCCCAGUGAUCGGAGAGUUCAGAGAUGCAUUGAAAGAUUGGAGCAAAACUCACAACCACGGACCUACAAACAAUAACAUUUGCUUGAAGAGAAGGGUGUGAACUGCCAGCUACUUUCUUUGGUCUUCCCCAGUGACCACCUAAGUGGCUCUAAGUGUUUAUUUUUAUAGGUAUAUAAACAUUUUUUUUUUCUGUUCCACUUUAAAGUGGCAUAUCUGGCUUUGUCACAGAGGGGAAACUUGUCUGUGCCAACCCCAGUCAUCUGAAAACUCAGAUGCCUGGAAGGUCUGAAGCUGACCUCAAUGACUACACAUAAUAUUUGAUUGAGAUAAAUGGGCAAGGUCUGGAGAGAUGGCUUGGUGGUUAAGAGCACCUGCUGCUCUUCCAGAGGACCUGGGUUCAAUUCCCACUUAGAUGGCAGCUCAAACUAUCUAUAAUUCCAAUUCCAAAGAAAACUGAUGCCCUAUUUUGCCCUUUAGUUAGUAGUAUUUACAGUAUUCUUUAUAAAUUCACCUUGACAUGACCAUCUUGAGCUACAGCCAUCCUAACUGCCUCAGAAUCACUCAAGUUCUUCCACUCGGUUUCCCAGCGGAUUUUAAGUGGAUAAACUGUGAGAGUGGUCUGUGGGACUUUGGAAUGUGUCUGGUUCUGAUAGUCACUUAUGGCAACCCAGGUACAUUCAACUAGGAUGAAAUAAAUUCUGCCUUAGCCCAGUAGUAUGUCUGUGUUUGUAAGGACCCAGCUGAUUUUCCCACCACCCCUCCAUCAGUAAGCCACUAAUAAAGUGCAUCUAUGCAGCCACAGGUCUGUCUGCCUCUUUUGCUUCAGUUUCCUAGGACUAUGGGCUGAAAUUGGGCUGUUAGGGAGAAAGCAUCUCACUCGCUUUUAUUGAAUCUGCAGUGGAAAAGAAACAGAGGGAGUCAGGUAACUUUGAAUAUUUUCUUCAAAACAAAAGAUAUCAUGGUACAAUUUUUUUUUAAUUUUUUGUUUGUUUGUUUUUGUUUUUCGAGACAGGGUUUCUCUGUGUAGCCCUGGCUGUCCUGGAACUCACUCUGUAGACCAGGUUGGCCUCCAACUCAGAAAUCCGCCUGCCUCUGCCUCCCGAGUGCUGGGAUUAAAGGCGUGCGCCACCACCACCCGGCCCAUGGUACAAUUUUUAAAUUUCCAGAAAUAUAGUUUAUUCCAAUGUAGACUUCAUAUCAAGGAUGUAUUUUACCCACUAUAGAGAGAAUCAUUAAAGUGAUCUACAAAUCUUUGGAAGUUCUCCCUGUUCGAUAAGAUCCUCAAUUCUAUUCGAGGAUCUCAACUUGGUCAGCUUGUUUUUAUACCAGUCUCAUGCUGUUUUUUUACUGUGGCUCUGUAUGAUAAUCCCUUCAGCAGUGUCUCUAUUGUUCAGGGGUGUUUGGGUUACCUAAGAUCUUUUGUGUUUCCAUAUGAAUUUUAAGAUUGUUAUUUUCAAAAUCUGUGAAGAAUUGCAUUGGAAUUUUGAUGGGAAUUGCAAUGAAUCUAUAAAUUUUUUUUGAUAAGCUGACCAUUGUCAAAAUAUUAAACUAGACCAUGAGCAUAGGUGGUCUUUCCAUCUUCUGGGUCUUCUUUGAUUGUUUUAGAGUUUUCAUUGUAUAGGCCUUUUGCUUUAUUCAUUAGGUUUAUUCCAAGAUAUUAUUUUGCAGGUAUUGAGAGUGGGAUUUUCCUCCCAAUUUCUUCCUCAGUAUGUUUGUCAUUUGCUUAUAGGAAGACUAUUGGUUUUUUUGUAUGUGCAGAUCGUGUCCUGACACUUGGCUGAAAGUGUUUAUCAGCUCUACGAGUUUUCUAGUGUAGCAUUUAGGGCCUUUUAUAGAGAGAGAAAGAAUGAUAUCAUCUGCCAAUGAAUAUUGCUUGACUUCUUCCUUUCCUGUUUGAAUCCAUCUUGUCUCCUUCUCUUGCCUUACUGCUGUAGCAAAAACUUCAAGUACUCAGCUGAAAAGAAGUACUGAGAGAAAGUAUCCAUGUCCCUUUCCUGAUUUUUAGCAGAAAUGCUUCCAGUUUUUCUCCGGUUAGCAUUCCGUUGGCUACAGGCUUGUUGUAUAUUUCCUUUAUUGUAUUGAAAUACGUUCCUUGUAUUUCUGUUGUCUUCAGGGCUUUAAUAAUGAAGAGCUGUUGGUUUUCACCACAGGCAUUUUCUGAAUCUACUUUCUGCUUUCUUGAAUUGAGUCCAUUUAUACAGUGGAUCUCAUUUACUGAUUUAUGUAUGUUGAACAUCCCUGCAAGUCUGGAAUGAAGCUCUUUAUGAUUUCAGAAAACAGAUUUUUCUUAGUCCUCAUUUGUAACCUCUCCCCCUAGCCUGAAACCUGGCUGCUCAGGUUUCACUGUUAGCAGGAAGAGAGCGUGGGGUGGACCUACCGCCCUAUCGUUCUGCCACUCCCACUGCGGCUGCCUGCCACCUAGCUGUUCCUGAGCCAACACGUGGUCACCUGCAACUGGACUCCUAGGAUGAUUUGGCGGGAAUGGGCCCCUCCCCCUUUUUAUAACCCAGUGUCUGGAAUAGUAAAAUUGAACCUUGGUCAG
Mus musculus (house mouse) is the source of this 3008-nucleotide messenger RNA. RefSeq names its product C-C motif chemokine ligand 9 (gene Ccl9). Gene Ontology annotation, cellular component: extracellular region. Gene Ontology annotation, molecular function: chemokine activity. The record is from RefSeq and is marked validated. NCBI's taxonomy places the organism in Eukaryota, Metazoa, Chordata, Mammalia, Rodentia, Muridae. Bases 173 to 541 code for a protein of 122 amino acids. The transcript has 4 exons. Gene Ontology annotation, biological process: positive chemotaxis; immune response.